UCCCUGACCAAUGAGGGAGGCUGGAGCCCAGUGGGCGGCACUAAGCACUGUUAUCUUGUAGGGCCCAAAACAGCAGGAAAAUCAAGCAGACCCAAUUAGGGCAAAACCCAGCAAUCAUCAUGCCUGGGAGAAAGCACAACCCAUGCCCCCAUAGACGUAGGAGGCGAGCUGUCUCCCGCUCCAUGAGAGCUGAGCUGCAGUUCCCAGUUAGCCAUGUGGACUGCCUCCUGCGAGAGGGGCAUUAUGCCCAACGCCUGAGCUCAGCUGCACCUGUUUUCCUGGCUGGUGUUCUCGAGUACCUGACAUCCAAUAUCCUGGAGCUGGCAAGCAAGGAAGCCUACAACACUGGCAGAGUGCGCAUCACCGGAAAACAUGUGGAGAGAGCAGUGCAAGAUCACCAGCAGCUCAGGAGCCUUCUGGAGAAAGGCACCUACUCUGAAGUUGAAGAGAUGUACCAGCUAAGGGACAAGCAGUGAUGCCUGGGUCUCAGAGCCUGGCGAACCUCACCACCAGCCUCAUCCAGCUCCCCAAAUUCCAACAGACCAAGGAGCCUGUGGGUCUGCCAUCAGCCUACACUAUUAAAGCCUACAUCAAUGCCAAUCUCUCACUCUUGAUCAUUGUGAGUUGAAGGUGUUUGUGAGUCAUGUGGGAUAUGUAAAUCAGGGAUUGCAGUGAUGACAAAGGAGGACAGUGACCCUGGUGGGAGAAGCUGCCUAGGGUAGAGUGGAGAGGACACAGCCCCACUGGGUCUGACUAUGGGAGGACUUAGGAGUCCAGGAUAUUGGCUAGGCCUUCCCAAACCUGUGGAACUCCCUGCAUGAUACCAGGAACUGGGUGGAGCAGGAGACCAUGAGCAGUUGCAGCAGUUAUUGGUAAUAGGGAAUGUCCAAAGUCAGAAGGUGAUGGCAAGAGAUGUGGAGUGUUCAUGGUAGACACUGGUUGACAAGAGCUUAAUGGGACAGGGGCUUUUCCAUGAAGAUCAAGAAGUAAUGGAGAAACUAUUAUGGGAAAUAUACAAAAUGGGAAAUAAACAAGAAAAGGCAAAAUAUACAAAAAAGGGAAAUAUACAAAAAGGGUUUUGUAAUCAUGCUGAUUGCAUUUAUAAUUUAUUUAAACCCUGCCUCAUUAAA
Oryctolagus cuniculus (rabbit) is the source of this 1130-nucleotide messenger RNA. RefSeq names its product H2A.L variant histone 3 (gene H2AL3). The record is from RefSeq and is a predicted model, not a curated record. Gene Ontology annotation, cellular component: nucleosome. NCBI's taxonomy places the organism in Eukaryota, Metazoa, Chordata, Mammalia, Lagomorpha, Leporidae. Gene Ontology annotation, molecular function: structural constituent of chromatin; DNA binding; protein heterodimerization activity.